AUGAAGUUCCCUCUCACCGCCCUCCUCGUUGUGGCCGUCAGCGUCCUCACUUCGGCGAAACCCCACAAGGCGCCCCUUCUCGGCCCCGCGGGCCCCCCGAUUAGCAGCACAGCCCGCUGCUCGCUUGAACGCUGGCCCGGCGCGGGCCCGGUUACUGUCACCAACAGCUACAUAGUCACUGCCGUCGUCGACGAGACCGUCUCCCGUAUUUGCUCCCGUCUCUGGCACAAUCUCAGCCGCUUCUCCUCGUGCGGCGCCAUCACGAAGCCGUGGUGCGAUGACCACAGCCGAGACGACAGGGUGAAGAUCCUAAACUGGGGCUUCACACUCACGGCGCUUUGCGACGAGGGCGCCGUCUCAUCGGCCUGGUACGAGGCGACCAGGAAUCGGUACGGCAAGAUCAAAUGCUGA
Colletotrichum graminicola M1.001 is the source of this 411-nucleotide messenger RNA. RefSeq lists its product as uncharacterized. The transcript has a single exon. Bases 1 to 411 code for a protein of 136 amino acids. The record is from RefSeq and is a predicted model, not a curated record. NCBI's taxonomy places the organism in Eukaryota, Fungi, Ascomycota, Sordariomycetes, Glomerellales, Glomerellaceae.